This is a messenger RNA of Tetrahymena thermophila SB210, 1131 nucleotides long. Its product is annotated as transmembrane protein, putative. The record is from RefSeq and is a predicted model, not a curated record. NCBI's taxonomy places the organism in Eukaryota, Ciliophora, Oligohymenophorea, Hymenostomatida, Tetrahymenidae. The transcript has 3 exons.
AUGAAUUAAUUAAAUAAAAGGAAUAUUAAUUAACUAAAUUAGAGUGAUUUAAGUAAUGAAACAUAUUAUUUAAAAGAAGAAUCAAAAUAAAAAAAUUUUCAUAAAAGAAAUUGGUAAAACUUCAUAUCAAAGAUAAUCGUUUUUCUUCUUGUCUUUUUUACUUACAUUUAAUUUUACAUCCAAAUAAUACUGAUUAUUAAGGAUUUUUAUAUCUAUCUUGAAAUAUUAUGGCUAUACUUUAUUUUGUUGCUUAUCUAUUUAAUUUACUACAGAGAUAAAACAUAAAUUACACUUGAACUUCGUAUAUUAUUUAGUCUGCCAGGCGUUGUUUCUUUACAAGAAUAUUUAAAUCAUGAUAUAAAAUUUAGCUUUUUUGAUAAAAUGUUUUUUAGAAACUUAUUGUUAAAUGGUUUCAUCAUUUUUUACAAUAUGUUUUUGGAAUAAAAUGCUUUGAUAUAAAUUUCUACUUCAUGGUUCUAUGUUUAAAUCUAUUUUAGAUACAGAGACAUAUCAAAAAAUUUAGAUAAUUAAAUACUUUAAGAAUUGAUAUAAGAAAAUUAUAAAUAAACGAUUGAUAUUAUCUAUCCUUUAGCUGAUUCUUUAUUAUGGUCAUAAAUAUUAUAAAAUGCGGUUAAUGAAUAAUAAGAGUAAAAAAAUAUUGUUUUUUAAGCUUGCUUAUAUGUAAUUAAAAAUGCUUUUCUUGUCUUUACUUUUAUUUUUAUUUAUAAAUGCUAUAAAUCUUAAUUUUUGUCCUUAACGAAUUUAAGAUUUUCUGAUCUAAAAAUAUUUAUUAUUCCUAAAAUCAAAGAAUACUCAUAUGAAUUAAACUAACAAGUUUAGCAUACAGUUUUCUUUUAAUAUCAGUAUCACUUAUUAUUAGCAGAUAGAUUAUAUUAAUUAAUCAUUUUUCUUGUUUUAACUUCUUAGAAUAAUAAAAUUGAAUAUAAAUUUGGUUUCAUAUUUUCUAUUUCCUUUAACUUAUUCUGCUUACUAAAUAGUUUUAGGUCACUAAAAUAGUAAAAAUUUGAUUUUUGUCAUUUAACUAAGAAGGAAUCUUCUAGAUAUUAAAUAGAAUGUUUAAAUAAACUAAUUUAGUUAAUCAGAAAUCUUUAUAAUUAAUAAAAAUUUUGA